This is a messenger RNA of Cetraspora pellucida, 732 nucleotides long. The record is from the annotation of a GenBank genome assembly. Lineage: Eukaryota; Fungi; Glomeromycota; Glomeromycetes; Diversisporales; Gigasporaceae.
AUGAAUGAACCUGAUAUAAAUGAUCCCGAUAUGAAUGAACUCGAUAUAAAUGAACAUGAAAUGAAUGAACCCGAUAUAAUUGAACCUGAUAUAAAUGAACCUAAUAUAAAUGAAAACAAUAUACUAGAAAAAUGCACAAAGUGCCGAAAGUUUUUGCUCCAAAAUAAAUUUAUUAAAAAAAAAAAUACCUUAAAAAAAAAAAUCUUAAAAUCUUGUGAAUCUUGUCAUCAGCAAUCUUCAAGCCAUUAUAAAGAUUUAGUUGAACACUAUGAAAAUGAAGUAUUACUUUCUGAAGAAAUGGUUGAAAAACUUUUUAAUGAAAUUUCGCUAGUUGGAUCUGAUGAGUAUUUUGAAAAUGAUUCCGAUGAAAUUAAUUUUAAAUCAAUUAUUGUAUUGAAUGAUUUUAAAAAUCAAGGAGAUACCCCUCAAGAGAUAGCAAAAAAAAUUGCAAAUUUGAUAGGUGAUACUUUACCACUAUUGGCUCAAAAAACUUUAUCAAUUCGUAAACCAUUAUUACCAAUAUCAAAUAAUUCAAAUGAUUUAUUAUUAUUAAAUUAUACAUCUAAUAACAAUAAUGAUAAAUCAUUAACUAAAAUAGAUAAUAAUAAUUCUGAUCAGCUUUUUGAAAACUAUGAAUCAAUUUUACAAGAUGUACUAUUAAUAGUACAAGAACAAAAUGAAGCUAAUAAUGUUAAGUGGACACAAGCUAUUGAGAAAGUUUUAAAGAGAUUA